Messenger RNA from Linum trigynum, 2309 nucleotides. Lineage: Eukaryota; Viridiplantae; Streptophyta; Magnoliopsida; Malpighiales; Linaceae. The record is from the annotation of a GenBank genome assembly.
UGAAAAUUAAUCAUGCGAGCAACGAAGAAACAAACAUUAUCGCGGGAGUUGCAGUUCGUUCUUGUUUACUACUAUCCAAGUCGAACCAAAAAUGAAAAGUAGAAGUGAAGUCAGCAAACUUGUUACCGCAGAGCUGCGAAGGAAAGGAGUACGAACUUAGCUGUGUUUAUCAGUGUCUCUGUUCGUGCUCAACGAUGUCGUUUUAUGGUCUCUCCUGUUGGCUGCAUAUUCCUCUCUCUCCUGGCUGGGCCUCUAAUCUAUUAUUUGAUUUCCUGUUAGGGGAAGGGAGCUGCUUCGAAAUCUCCGCUGCCUUUUUAGGUGAAAAAUCUGAAAACCCUCCUUAAUUCUCAACCCUUUCUACUCUCUUCUUCCUUCCUUCGCCAGGGCAAGGGCAACGCACUGGGCGAAGAGUAAGAUACACCAAUCAGCCAGCCACAUGCCCAGAGGAAGAUUUUGACCCUAAACGUCUCUAAAGUAGCGAACUUUCGGUCUCAAUCGGAAAGGGCGGCAUCCUCCUAUUUUUGGGAUUUUCGGCUUUCAUAUGCGCCCAAUCCCCUUCUUAGGUCUUCGACUUUUAUGGGAAAAUCGCCUGCCGCGAUAUCAAGGCUUCCCAAUCUCGUCGCCCAGUGCGUAAACCACUCGAAACAAGCGAAACCCACCUCCCGAUUCCAGAGCAUAGCUGCUGGAGAAGCAGACAAGUCGAGGAGAAGGUGGAAGGAGAAGAAGACGAUGGAGAGUAGCAGCUCUGAUAUAGACGCCGCCAACAGAAGUCACAACGUCAGCAGCAGCAGCAGCAGCGCGAGCGCCGUCAGCAACUUUCGGGUGCCGCUGUCGGAGGUUGUGUCGGAUUGCGUGAAGCGGUGGUUCAAGGACACGCUCAAAGAAGCCAAAGCUGGAGAUAUUAACAUGCAGGUCUUGGUCAGUCAAAUGUAUUUCAGCGGCUAUGGCGUCCCUCAAGACGGCCAAAAGGCAAGGAUUUGGAUGGCAAGAGCGGCAAGGACUCGGUCAUCGGUUUGGAGAGUUAGUGAUAAACGCCCUGGUUAUAAUGCCAGUGAUUCCGACUCGGAUGAAUUGAAGGGUGAUUCUUGAUUUGGGGACUCAUCGAAACGAGUGAGUUGGCUGUUCUUCUGAGUUUCUCUUUGGUACUUACAGUUGCACCUUGAAUUAUCCCCGACGAUGUUCAUUAAUUUGUUUGGUCUUGAAGAAUUCGUCUUUCUUCUCUUCAUUUGUUCUUGCUAUUGUCCACAAUCAAUCCUAUGUUUCUGUGAUUACUCGAAAUGAAUGCGGCCAACUGUUAGCUAGCAUUUUCGUUUAAGCUAUCUGUGCCGUUCUCUUUGAUUGAUUGUCAUACUGACCAGUCUCCCAAGUAGUGAUUAACUGAAGUUUGCUAGCUCUUUCCAGCUAAAUACUCUGUGAUGCUGCUAGAUUUCAUUCUUAUUAUUACAUUCCUUUGAUAUUGCUGCUGAACAAUCAGCCAUCGUUAAGGAAGCAGUUAUUGAUGAAAUGAAUUAGAGAAGCGAAGUACCAAAACCCUACCAAGUGAAAAAGCCAUUGUAAGAAAGGGUGGGGAUUAUGUGUGAAUUGACUGAAGAAGUAAUGACUUGAUACCAUUUCUUUUUCCUUGAUGUAGUAGCUACCAAGUAGUUGGGGAACAAACACUCUACUUGAAUUUCACCGCUCAUCACGAUGACCGCGAUGAUGUAGGUUGAAGCUCUCAUAUUAAGCUUGUCCUCAUUUUCCAUGGUGUGUAGGGGAAGGAAGGGUUGCCGGUGUUUUGUUGCUGCUGUUUUCAUCGCCGGAUUUUAUUCUGGGUGGUUUCUGGCUGAUAAUCUCACCCGUGGUUUGUUUUUCAUCUUUGGGUAUCUUGUCCAAUUGGUUUUCUGUUUUCACGUCUUCAGCACGCUGUUAGAGACAGAAUGUAACUUUUGUGUUUAGAGAUUUUCACUUUGGUAUCAGUAUCCAUUGCUGUCAAUCUUCACUUGGGUCAUAUUUGAUUACCAACUGAUCUCCAUUCUGCAGCAGCAGUAUUUCCUCCUUUCAUAAUUGAAGUUUGGAGAUAAAUAUCCAUCUAUCGCAAUUCCGUUGCAGACUGCAUUCAUCAUUCCGCCGACAUUUUGGCCAUAGACGUCUCUCCUGGUGGAGCUGGUUUUCCUCUGCAACAUUUCCAAAUCAUGCAUUGUUUUAAAAUCGUGGCAUAAGUCAACCCGUAUGUGAUUUGGGAAACCCAUUCGCACCAUCACCGAACAGUUAUAGGAAGUUCUUGAUAUAAUCUAAAACUUUUCUUAAAAUAAUAAAAUGUCAAUAUUAAU